Penicillium soppii is the source of this 411-nucleotide messenger RNA. RefSeq lists its product as uncharacterized. The transcript is spliced from 2 exons. The coding region runs from base 1 to 411 and encodes 136 amino acids. The record is from RefSeq and is a predicted model, not a curated record. NCBI's taxonomy places the organism in Eukaryota, Fungi, Ascomycota, Eurotiomycetes, Eurotiales, Aspergillaceae.
AUGUACAGCAUUGUUCCCGCUAUGCUGCUCGCGGCCACCAGUAUUCCAUCAGCUAUGGCAGCUCAAUGCUCCGCUGUCGGCUAUUGGUCCACCAACUCAGCCGGCGCUGGAAGCGGUGGCACUACCGUUAGCAGUGGCAAGGGCGUCACUCUCUUAGAUCCAGAUGGAAAUGAUAUUGGCGCAUACGACGGUGAUUAUUCGCCCUGCGCUGACCUCCUCACCUGGAGCUCUGACUAUUUGGACGACACUUUUUCCUGGGGUGCCAACUGUGACACGGGCGGUUUCACUGAGUGCCAUGGUGCGUACGGUACUCAAACCCACAUUGACGGCGAGGAACCCACCAGUGGCACCAACUUUUAUGGACUCGGGAUUUCUGUUUCGUCUGGCUGCGUGGUUAAGUUCGAUUGUUAG